Molecule: messenger RNA, 1477 nt
Organism: Acomys russatus (golden spiny mouse)
Lineage: Eukaryota; Metazoa; Chordata; Mammalia; Rodentia; Muridae
Gene: Ssbp4
Product: single stranded DNA binding protein 4
Exons: 16
Coding region: 49-1224 (391 amino acids)
Biological process (GO): positive regulation of transcription by RNA polymerase II
Cellular component (GO): nucleus
Molecular function (GO): protein binding; single-stranded DNA binding
Source: RefSeq, a predicted model, not a curated record
CCCCGGGCGCGGGCGGCGAUGGCCACGCGCGCCUGACAGGUGCGGAGCAUGUACGGCAAGGCGGGCAAGGGCUGCGCGCCCUCGGACGGCCAAGCGCGGGAGAAGCUUGCUCUGUACGUUUACGAGUACCUGCUGCAUGUGGGGGCACAGAAGUCGGCACAGACCUUCCUGUCCGAGAUCCGCUGGGAAAAGAACAUCACACUGGGUGAGCCUCCUGGCUUCCUGCACUCCUGGUGGUGUGUCUUCUGGGACCUGUAUUGUGCGGCACCAGACCGCAGAGAGGCCUGCGAGCACUCCAGCGAGGCCAAAGUCUUCCAGGACUACAGUACAGCAGCAGCCUCCAGCCCGGUGAUGGGCGUCAUGGCCCCUAAUGAUGCAAUGGCGGCAGGUCCAAUGGCACCAGGUUUCUUUCAGCCCUUUAUGUCACCACGGUUCCCAGGGAGUGCCCGGCCAACACUAAGGAUGCCAGGCCAGCCUCCUGUGGGCCUCCCUGGCUCCCAGCCCCUCAUCCCAGGUGCCAUGGACCCCAUCCCACGUGCACAGGGGCACCCCAGCCUGGGAGGCCCCAUGCAGAGAGUGACACCUCCAAGGGGCGUGGCCAGUGUUGGGCCCCAGGGAUAUGGAGCUGGCAUGCGGCCCCCACCAAAUUCUCUUGCCACCAACCAGGUCCUGCCAUCCAUGAACAUGGGUCCGGGGGUGCGUGGCCCGUGGGCCAGUCCCAGCGGUAACUCGAUCCCGUACUCUUCCUCAUCUCCAGGCAGCUACACGGGACCCGCAGGAGGCGGCGGUGCCCCCGGAACACCCAUCAUGCCCAGCCCUGGGGAUUCCACCAACUCCAGCGAGAACAUGUACACCAUCAUGAAUCCCAUCGGGCCGGGCGCCGGCAGGGCUAACGUGAGUGGGGGCCGGUGCGCCUCACCCGACGGGGACCCCGCGGGGGGCGGCCGGCUCGAGCCCCACGCUGCCCUGUGCCCGCAGUUCCCGCUCGGCCCCGGCCCCGAGGGCCCGAUGGCCUCAAUGAGUACGAUGGAGCCGCACCACGUGAACGGAUCCCUGGGCUCUGGCGACAUGGACGGGCUGCCGAAGAACUCCCCCGGUGCCGUGGGCGGCCUGAGCAACGCCCCGGGGACCCCGCGCGACGACGGCGAGAUGGCGGCCGCCGGGACCUUCCUGCACCCGUUCCCGAGCGAAAGCUACUCCCCCGGCAUGACCAUGAGCGUGUGAUAGCCCCGGCCUGAGCCCAUUGUCCUGCUGGGGAGGUCUCGGGUCACUCCCCUGCCACCCGGACUCCUGGCCAGCCCAGCCUGGAUGGCCGGCAGGGCCCCCACGAAAGACUUUUUCAUUUUCUAAACACACACACACACCACACACAGAAACGCAAGGACCUCAGAAAAGUGCGGGCCUUCGGACCUCUGUGCUGUCACAGGACUGGGGUUGGGAGCAGGGGCACUGCCAAUAAACGCCAUUCAGUUUUGUC